AUAUUAAAGAAAUCGAGGUGAACAAUCAACUCGUGGAAAAAGAAAAAGAAAAAAAAAAAACGUAAGUGUGCGAAGAAGAAACGAUCUUUGAUGAAAAGAAUAAUAAUCUUUAAUUGGCCGGAGUCUUUAACAAACAAUCAAAAAUUAUAAAUUGAUUAACCAUCCCCAACGAUGGACAUUGUUUGCCAAAAGAAAAAUCGACUAUAACCUGCAUCACGAACCACGUUUACUCCUUUUUCCUAAUAUUAAUUCGAAAAAUAUUGCGAUCAGAAGAGUAUUGAUCUCUACAGACGAGACCCCUUUCAAUAUUUUUUUAACGUGGAAUGUUAACGUGCUGAAAAGAAAAGAGGAAAAUUAAGAACACACACACAGAGAGAGAGAAAUAACAGGAACCUGAAAGAAUACUAUACCAGAAAAACAAAGGAAAAUACAAUUAAAGAGGAAUAAAAACGAUUCCCCAAAAAAGAAGGAAAAGAAGAAGAAAAUUGAAAUGGUGCAAGCGUGACGAGACAAGUGAAACAAAGCGUAAUAUUUACAUACCAAUCUUAUGAGAAUGAAGAAUGAGUUGAACGAUGCAUAGAUAUACAAGUGGAACGUGAUACCUCGAUCAUUCAAUUCGAACCAAGCUCAACUUCAUUAACACCAAACUAACAAAAAAAAAAAAACAAAAACAAAAACGAAAAAAAAACAAAAAAUGAUGUAAACGAAUUUAUAGAAGGAGAAAAAACUAGAAAAUCAACGAAACACUGGCCAUCUAUACCGGAGGACAACCAAUCAACAAAUACACGAUUCUCCCUAAAAAAAAAAAAAUCACAAAAAAAAGACAGGUGAAACAAAACGUAGUACAUACCAAACUUGCGAGGACAAAAAGUGAAUUGAAUAGACAAAGACAAAAGAAACAUGUGAUGUGACUCCAAUAGCUCGCUCGCUCAUCCUAAACCAAGGUCGAAUUCAUUAAAACUGAACGAAAAGCAAAAAAAUCAAGUAAAAAAAAAAAAAAAAGAAAGCGAACAAACUUACAGAGACAGAGAAAAAGAGAAGAAAACUGAACUGAUUGAUACACAGAACAAACAGAUAAAAGUGUACCCCCCGAAAAUUCCCCUCCCUCCUCUUGCAAAAAAAAAAAAGAAAAAGAAAGGAUCAAACUCGAGGCAGGUGGAAGAGUGCGAAGCAACCCUUAUGGAGCAGCGGUAGAGAGUGAGUCGAAUCGGAGAUAAAACAGAGACAAGAGGAGAAGAGAGAGGAUAUAAUGGUGGCGCAUGCUCCCCCUAGUUGUGCACGUAUUGUAGAGCAGGCAGUUGCCCUCGUCGGCUCCAGGUACACGCGAAAAUCCAUAUCGACGCCGUGUACCGUCUCCUACGGCCGUUGAUAGAGGCCACGGACAGAAGCACGGUCGCCGCGCGGUUCACCGUCGCGACGCAGCUUCCUCGAGACUUACGCGCCGAUCCUACACCCGGAGGUGUUGUAGGCUCUUACACCGCUUCGAGCACGUGCCACUGCCAGUCGCGUGUCACUGCUCGCAGGCGGACCAACGCGGGGCGGAUCUCUCCGUCAGAAAGGGAAAGGGUUUCAUCUCUUCAAACGAGACGAUGUGACUUUUGCGAAUGUAAUCAUUUCUUCUUUCGUUCUUUGACGAAGAUUAUUUAAGGCAAGUUGUUUUUGAAAGGGAGCAACGUUUCGUGGGUGUGCUCGAGAAUUUUAUCAAAAGUUUAUUACCGAGCAUUAUGAAGAGGGAUUUGGAUGCAGUUGAAAAAGGGACACGUGUUUUCAACCUCGCGCACAUGUAUCCAAGGAAGAGAUGUUUAGGAACAAUUCGGAAGAAGUGAAUGGACACGUUUUGUACGUUCAUCUGUUAUGUUCUAUUAUAAUAUAUAAAUAGUAUAUGUAUCGAGUUACUUGGUUUUGAAGGGAAGAAAAAAGGAUAUUAUUAAAGAAGAAUAAUCGAAGAAAGUUAUCGACGAGUAUAUAAGUUCGUGACAGAUGUAUCGAUAAAUACGAGUUUUAAUUACGAGAAUAUUAUUUAUUAAUAUUAUGUAUAAUUAUUCUCGAUGACAAGAGAUAAUUAGAUAAAUUUUUCAUAAAGGAUUCGAAGGAGGAUCCUUUCAUUUCUAAAGAAGUUCGAACUGCAACAUUAUCGAUAUGAAACCCCUGUGAAAAAUAAAAUUUCAAAGGACGUUACAUUAAAAAAUUGGAAACAAACACGACUCGAACACUUACUUAGAUAGAAACAUAAAUAAGUAACAGAGUUUUGAAAGAUCGGUUCUAAACGUCAUCCAUUGAAAGUUCACCGUGAUGGAGGAAUAGCAUUUUAAAGAAGACGUGCAUCGACUUGUUCCAUCGGGGCCGAUAAACGUAGAAAGUUUAAGGGCCGUCUUAAGAAAGAAGAAAAGCCAAAGAUUCGAGAGAGAUCCUUGGAGAAUUUCAAAAGAGCAAAGUUCCUCGGAAGUUUUCUAACGGUAGAAAAACAAACGGAAGAAACUACACAAGAUGUAAAUUUAUACAAAUUUCUAAGUGAUUUUCAUCGACCGUUCAUCGUAAAAAUAUUCGAAAGACACGAUCGACAGGGCAAAAUGGACGAAGUUUCGGAACUCGUUUGCGAAGCUCUAUCGACUAUUGAUUACAAGGGACUCUGAACUUCUCGUUCGGCUCGAGGGGUCGUUCCUCCUUACGUCGAGUCGAAAUCAGGGGGCGGGCGGCGGUGCAAGCGUUGCAACCAAGCUCUCGAGCCCUCCUCUUUUUUCUCCAUUACACGGCCUCUCGAUCGAAACGCCAGUAUCGGUUCUCCAUACCGAACUCGACGUACGCCCUUUUGUUCGUGGCUUCCCACGCGAUCCUUGCCGCGUUAUGCCGACGCAAGAACAAUAGAGGGAUGAAGAUCACGUUCAACGCUCGAUCCACCGAUGACAGGCGUCGGUAAUUCGAUCUCGAGCGGUUUGUCUAAUAGCUGUCGAGUGCCACUUUCCAACGGAUCGGAUCCGACCGUUUCUCCAAUUCGAUUCAUCUUUCGAUCUGGAAUGAAAAGACGGUACAUGCAUAUCGAAGAAACCUCUGGAAGGGCGUUAACGAAGGACAAUUCUAUUUCUAGAAAAAGGGAGAGGAUUAUUUUCUUACCAAUGUAAUCAUCGAGUGACUAAAAAAACUGUGAUUCAGUGGGGCAACCAGAUGAACGCUUAGAAAACGCGCAGAGGAAAUUGUUGAGUCUCUCUGUAAACUUUCUCUCUGUGGCGUAAGGAUAUAUUUCGAAGGGAUAUCCUGUACACGGGAUAUCUCCUCUCCUGCUUUGACGAAGGAAUUCAAUGAACUCCGAAUCCGAUGAAAUCGAUCCCCGAUUUCCAACUAUUUGUAAAAUAAUCCCGCGAAAACUUUGCUCCAUUCGGUGACGUAAAUCGAAGUAGAAGAGACGUGUAUAUAUAUAGUAAUAAUGUAUAAUAAUGUAAAAUUCGAUAAGCCGUUAUUGUCACGUUUCGAUACGAAUCGCGCGUGUAAAGAUUAAACGUUGUUGUUCAAGGAUUAAACAUUUCUCCUCCCCUCUUGUCCCUAUAUUUGCCUGGUUUGCGGCAACCGAGCGCUCCGGAAAGGAAUCCUCGAGGAUUAACCCUCCUUUAAUGGCCCAAGGAUCUUGGAGGAUCAACGAGGCAUUAGUCGUGGAAUCGACCAGCGGUCGAUCGACGAAAAUAUCUUUCCCGAGGAGAGCAACGAGCGAAACGAUUGAGCGUCGAUCAGUGGAAAAAAAUAGAGUGCCUCUAUCGAGGAGAGCGCGUCUUCCUCCAAGGAAUUAAGUUUUCUCUUAAUCGAUCAGAGAUAUCCACGAGAUCGACAUCCGGCACGCGAGAUUACAUUUCGCAAUUGGAAACGCGAAAUCGUGAGUCCGAUCUUUCUUUUGACGCAUUCAUGAUCGUGACAACGAUACGAGGAAUAUAUUAAGAUUGGAAAGAAAAUGUAAACGAAUGGUAUACUUGAAAAUUUUCCUCGAAUAAUAUUGGAAAUAUUAGAACAUUUCGUGGAGAAAAAUUCGAAAAACGUAAGUCAAUAAGGAGCCGUGUCAGGCGAUAAACAUAAAUUCUUCUUCGAUUUCUUCCUUCUUCUUAUCUUUCGAAAAAACGAACGAACGAGAACGGAGAAGCGAAACGUUUCAGUUCGCGAUUAGGAAGGAAGCAUGAGCUGGGAACCGAGCAAUGAGACUGUUCUCGACAACGGUAAUUACGUGCUGAACACGUUGCAUUAUAUCAACAAAUUGAACGAGUCUGUGAACCCAGAGGCGAUCGAGUGUCUGGAACGUAAGCAUCAGGAGGAGUUGCAAAAGUUGUCAUUGGGGAUACUGAAGGAGGAUCAACAGGGGUGUGAGAUCAGUUGGGACUCUUUAUUGUGCUGGCCUAGGACACCUCCUGGAACAUUGGUCACGCUACCCUGUUUCGAUGAAUUGAAUGGAAUCCGCUACGACAGCACCCAGAACGCGAGUCGUUGGUGCAGGAUAGACGGUAUCUGGAGCAAUUAUAGCAACUAUAGCCUCUGUCGAAAUCUUCGCGAGCCAGCGAUCGAGGGUGGUGCAGAGGUUAUCUCGACGACUAUAUAUUUCGUCGGUUAUAGCAUUUCGUUGAUCACCCUGAUCAUCGCUGUCUCCAUUUUUCUCUAUUGCAAGGAACUCAGGUGCAUUAGGAACAAUAUACACACUAACUUGAUGUUCACCUACAUCCUCGCAGACUUUAUGUGGAUUCUAAACAACGUGAUGCAGGUCUCGAUGCAACCCGACGUACCGACUUGCGUCGCUUUCCUGUCACUGUUUCAUUAUUUCCAACUGACCAAUUACUUCUGGAUGUUCGUCGAAGGUCUCUAUCUAUAUCUGUUGGUCGUAAAGACUUUCACGGGCGACAAUAUCAAGUUGAGGCUGUGUCUUAUUAUAGGCUGGGGUAUACCGAUUCUGUUUAUCACCAUGUGGUGCAUCGCCAAAUCACUGGACCAGAGCGCAACGAGUCAGGAUGUUGCGCUAGGCAAACAUUGUCCCUGGAUGGUAUCGCAUGCUUAUGACUGGUUUUACCAAGCCCCGGCUAUUUUGGUUCUUUGCGUGAACGUGGUGUUCCUCUUUAUGAUAAUGUGGGUGCUGAUAACGAAGCUCUGGUCCGCGACGAACGUGGAAACUCAGCAAUACAGGAAAGCGAGCAAAGCAUUGCUGGUUCUGAUACCACUCCUCGGAGUGACUUACGUCCUGGUGUUAACAGGACCGACCGAGGGUCAGGUUGCUAAUGCAUUCUCCUACGCUCGAGCCGUGUUACUUUCUUCCCAGGGACUGUUCGUCGCAUUGUUUUACUGUUUCCUGAAUACCGAGGUACGAAACACGGUGAAAAGCCACAUCGAACGUUGGACCACAGCCCGCGAUCUGGACACAGAAAGAAGGUAUUAUAACAAUUGGUCUCCCCGUUCAAGAACAGAGAGUAUAAGAUUGUACUGUCCGCCAUCGAAUCCAUACAGAAAAAGGGACUCGUCUGUAAGCGAGACGACGACCACAACCGUUGUUGGAUUAAACUCGACGACCACAUUUCUAGAUAAAUCGAAGAAGGCGAUCUCGGAGGAUAUGAACGAGUAGGAAUGAUUUUGAUUAAAGGAAUUUCGUCGAAGAAUCGAUUAAUCGUCGAAAAAUAUUUCAAGCUGCAUGCACUUGAAAAAGAGAUACUCGAAAACUAAAUCAACAUCUAAAAGAAUAUCUCUAUUUUAUUUCUUUAUUUCGUAUAAACCGUUGACUCUUUUUUUAAUCUGAUAUUUGGAGAGUGAAAUGCCUAUCUGAUAAGAUGGGAAAUAGUUGUUUAUUAUUUAAAAAAAUAUGUUUACGAAUUUUUCAUAGUUAUAGGGAGGAAUAUGGAUUAGAAAGUGAAUUAAUUAUUGUGAAUGUUAUAAGCGAUGAAAGCAAGAGGGAAUAGUAACUGAAGGAGAAAAAGAUUGAAACGUAUAUAUCUUGUUAAAGAAUUGUUUAUGAAAGAAUCGAAAGAAAAACGUGAAAAUAUUUAUUUAUUAAUUUACUAUAGCUUAUGCUAUAUGUACGUGCCUUUUUGAUAUUUUCAUUUUCUCUCAUUUUCAGUUAGAACUAAUUUUUACUAGAUUCUUGAAUCAUUUUUUUUGUUUUACAUACAAUCACAUUUAAUUUACAAAUAUUUUAUGAUAUAAAUUGAUUGUGAAUUGAUGAGUACAUUAUAUAUAUAUAUAUAUACAUAUAUAUACAUAUAUACAUAUAUAUAUAUAUAUUUGUUUUCUUCAUUUUCGCAAUAAAUUAAUAAAACAAUAUAGAUUUAAUUUCAUUCAUAUGUAAAAAUAUCCGAAAACAAAUGCAAUAAAACGAUACUUCAAAUGAAGUGAUCAAUUCUUUUAACCUUUUCGUUGAUUUUAGUUUUACAAUCAAUCCUUUCUUUCAUAAUAUAUUUAUAUAUACAUAUAUAUUUAUAGGAUUACCAAUAAUUAAUUAACUUUACAAUCUGUAUCUCCCUAAAAAAUACUUGUAUCAAAACAUUUAAUAUAAAAUAUAAAAUUGCUUCUUUUUUGUGAGAUAACAAACCAUCUAAAAAAUGUUUAAUCCCUUUGAUUUCUGUUAAAAUACAAAUGAAAAAAAAUGCUUAAUAAAUCUUUGAAAUAAAAAUAUUAAAUUUAUCUCUAAUUCUUUAAAUUGAAUUAAAAAUUAAAAUAAAACAGAAAAAUAAAUAGACGAACGAAAAUAAAAGUAUUUUUCGAAUUUUUAGUGAUGCAAGGGGUGAAU
Molecule: messenger RNA, 6739 nt
Organism: Apis cerana (Asiatic honeybee)
Lineage: Eukaryota; Metazoa; Arthropoda; Insecta; Hymenoptera; Apidae
Gene: Dh44-R1
Product: Diuretic hormone 44 receptor 1
Biological process (GO): cell surface receptor signaling pathway; adenylate cyclase-modulating G protein-coupled receptor signaling pathway
Cellular component (GO): plasma membrane
Molecular function (GO): peptide hormone binding; diuretic hormone receptor activity; G protein-coupled peptide receptor activity
Source: RefSeq, a predicted model, not a curated record